Molecule: messenger RNA, 2196 nt
Organism: Nomia melanderi (Alkali bee)
Lineage: Eukaryota; Metazoa; Arthropoda; Insecta; Hymenoptera; Halictidae
Source: RefSeq, a predicted model, not a curated record
UGAGUGGUAAAGACAUUAAGAAAAAUAAAGGGAGGUGAACAGGAAAAUCUUCGAUCUUUACACCCUCCUCCUUCCAAAAUGUGCAAAAUACAGUCCCUGAGAAUGCUGCUUGUGCGCACAAUCUACGAAGGUAAUAUCAACUAAAUUGGUUAUAUUAAGUACUCACUAGGGAAAAAUGAUAAUUAUAUUUACGCUAUAAAUGCACUUAGAAACCACACAAAAUUGUUGAAAGGUUGUUUCCUCCAAAUAGAAUACUCUCUAUGUACAAAGCCUAUAGAUAUCGUUACUGCGAACAAAUACUAAAUAUAUUAUCAGAACACAAUCAAAGUCUUCCACCUAUGAAGUAAUAAAAUAUAAAACUUACCUAAAUGUAAAACUAAUAAUGACAAAGCGAAAUGCUGCACCACUAAAAUGAUGUUUGGUUUGGCACCCCAUCCACCCCAAGAAACCUCUCCCCGUGACUCGGGAUAUACAUAAAGACACUUGGAAUCCGUGGUUGUGUAAAUAGGGCACAAAGUUAAAAACGAAAUACACUGCGAUAAAACUAUAGUUAUAAUUGUUGGUACAAACUUGCUACCAUAACACCAAAGAACGAACAAUGCAAUCUGUGAAAGAAAAGAGAUAUAGUGCAUCUAAAACUAAAGCUAAGUAAAAAUUGUAAGCACUCACCUGUCCAUUUAUGGUGCAUUGAUUCUUGCCUGUAGCACGUUGCAUUAUGGUAGGAUCUUUUGGUGUGGCGAUCAUGGAUAUUGAUAACAUUGGAAUGAUUAAACAACUCAACCAUAACACUUGAUCAACAGAGAAUAAUGGUGGUAGCAAUAGGAAACUAGACAACGCUUGAGUGAAGGAGAGAGUAACUGUACAACAGAGCCAGAAUUGCACACAAUUCCAAAGGCACUUCAUGUAAUGACGAGCCUAAAAAUAUGACAAAUUAUAUGCUACUUUGUAGAUUUUCUCAGUAAAAUUAACAUUGUAAUAUCCAUUAUUUUUACUGGAGUAUUUCCAUGUUCAAUACAUCAAACUACUAUUAAAAAUAGACAAAGUUUGAAGACUUAGCACAAAGUAUUUAAUGCACAAUAUUCUACCUCCAUAAUCAAAUGGAAUAUCGCGAUUGGAUCUUCACGUUUGACGCUUAACGAACAAGCAAUCGAAUUUAAUGCUCUGCUUAUGUCAACAGGAGAUGGGCCUUGCUCUUCUCUCGUCGGGGUUAAUACAGGAACCCUCUGACAAACUUGUGGGUAUAAUGGUUCUACUGCCACUCUAAAAUCAGUUUAUUUAUUAAUAUUAUUCUAUCACUGAACAUAGCGCCGAACAAUUGAAUAACAUCAAGCACAUGCUGUUUGUUAAUUUCUUUCAGUUAACCAAAUUUUUUAUAAUUUCUCUUCCUACAAAGUUAAAUAAUUAUAAAGAUGGUUUAUGUUACUGAGAUUUCCCAAUGUAAACCAAGAAAUUUGGAGAGCCCGCCACGUCUAAUAUUUCAUGAUAAUACUUUGUUGUACCUACAACCGGCUAAGAGACGUCCUAUAACAUAUAGAUCUUCUAAAAAACCAACUAUUAAAAUUGAGUCAGAUACAACAUAUGGAAAGUCUUAUGUGAAAUUCGAUUGUGUUCCCAGACAACGAUUUAAUUAUGGGUAUCGUAACAAAGUAUUGUCUAAAAUCACCGAGAAAAUGGAUUUUGAUACUGUAUAUAAACUAUCCUAUCAAGUUUCACAAGGAAAAGUACCGGAGCCUUUCCUCCCAAGAUCACGUUUAUCCAUAGAAGGAUUGCAAGACAUGACAACUACUCAUAUGACAUCUUAUAUGGAUCCUGGAUAUGCAAAAGUGAAACUCUAUAAACCAUACCAAGGAAAAUGUGUUCAUCCUGUUCCAAUGGAAUAUGAAACAAUAACUAAAGAAUCUUAUCAAAAGUUUACUAAGCCUAUUACCAUUAAAAGACCAAAAAAGACAAUAUUUUGGCAAACAAAAUCAAAAACGGAUUACCAGACAACGAAUCAGUUAUCUUAUCAAUAUACAGGGUCUAUUCCUAAAAGGAUUCACGUGAUGCCUACACGGCCGAGUAUUACUGCUCAAAUAGAAAAGGACACUACUUUUAAGACUAGUUAUAUGAUUCCAGGUCGUCUCGUAACCAAGGAAAACGUGUAAUUUGUGAAUAAUAUUGUAUUUUGUAUGUAAUAUAUUUUAUAUUUUAAUUUCA